CAUGAAAAAAUAUUUGGUGGCUUAUUUUGUGUGGAAAUGCCUCAUAUAAAAAAUAUCUCAACUAGUCAACACGUUACGAUCCCAAGUAUUUUGUUAGAACGAACUGGUGUUGUUUCGAAUCUAGUUAGCUUUGACAUACUCGGGGAUAUGAUUUCUACAAUUUAUGGCAGAUCGCAAUGUGAAGUGUUACAUAUGUUCUACGUCAUCCUGUUAUUUUAAUUUUUUUUUGGAAUUUCAUUGAUGGAAUCGUUUGAUCUAAUGCUUAAUUUGCAUAGAGAGGCUUUACAAAACGUUGCCAAAUGGUGUCCACCAUUUCGUGACUGCGAUGAAUUCAGUACCAAUUUACAUGUCAACGCGGGUAAUGUUUUUUCCGAUACUAGCAUUACUUCAAGUAGUAGUAUAACAUUAAACAGACAUAAUAUUUACACUAUUGAGGAGUUAACUGAGAAUUCGACAUUAUCGAUUAGAAAAUCUCAGCCGGAAACAUCGAGCAGUACAGAGUUAAAGCAGCGUUUGGAACAAAUAAAAAAAAUCUCAUCAUUAGCACGAAAUGCUAAACGUCCAGUUACUAGAAGGGGGACAGAAACAAGAUUAUCUCUCACUACAUUAUCCGUUCGAGGCAAUUACUUCGAUAAUAUUGUGGAGAGAUUUGAUUUGAUGGACCGAUUUUUGAAUGAUCAACAGGAGAUAAAGCAGGAUAGCAGUGAUGAAUCCACAAGACUCCAUUGCACACAGUCGAAGUCUGCAUCGAAUAAGAAUUGUCUUGUUCGUCGCUUUUGUUGCUAUUGUAUCUCUGAAUAGUAAAUAG
Messenger RNA from Malaya genurostris, 808 nucleotides. RefSeq lists its product as uncharacterized. The record is from RefSeq and is a predicted model, not a curated record. The transcript is spliced from 2 exons. Lineage: Eukaryota; Metazoa; Arthropoda; Insecta; Diptera; Culicidae. The coding region runs from base 241 to 801 and encodes 186 amino acids.